AUGCAUACUGUUAAUUUUGACGGGGUGCAAAAACUGUGUGAGACCUGCAAGGGGUGGUCUAUGGAUCGCCUUGAGUGCGAGACGUGUGGACUUCGCAAACGCAGUUUUACCACGGUACAAGCGUUUUGCGACUGGCUGUUCGAUGGGAGUAAUGCAGGCUACACGUUUUUGGCACACAAUUUCAAAGGUUACGAUUCCUAUUUCAUCCUAGAAUACCUUUUUACGAAUGGCUUUAAACCCGAAGUGAUUUUCACCGGAGAAAAGGUGAUGUACCUGAACAUCAAGUCGUUGCGGAUCGACAUGAAGUGCACUCUGAACUUUCUGCAGAUGCCUUUGAGCAAGCUCCCCAAAGCUUUUGGGUUUGAUCACGUGACCCAAAAGGGAACGUUUCCUCAUUUUUUCAACACCCCCGAGCACCAAGACUACGUGGGUCCCAUGCCCGACUUGAGUUAUUACGACCUUCAAGGGAUGAAAGAAGACGAUGCCCGCGCCCUACGUGCCUGGCACCAAGCCUCAGUGGCUCGUGGCGCCGUGUUUUACUUGCAAGAGGAUCUCGCUUCGUACUUUCAUCUGGACGUUGAGGUGUUCAAGAGAGCGGUACUCGCUUUCGACGAGCUCAUCAUGGCCGCUGCAGGUCUUCACCCGUUCCAGUGGUUGAAGUACAUCGAACAUCGCGAGGGAGAAGGAGUGUUUAUUCAGCAUGCAGGGAACCGUGGCGAAGUGCGUUUGGCAGGUCGGAUCAAGGUGGACGGGUACGCCGAGUCUACCAACACGGUGUACCAGUACCACGGGUGUUUCUACCACGGUUGCACCACGUGUUUCCAGCCUCACACCGUCAACCCUUUGACGAACACCACGAUGCAAGAGCUUCGCAAGCACACGUUCGCGGUGGAGUUGCGUCUCAAAGCUCACGGCUACAACUACGAGGAGGUGUGGGAGUGGAGGACCAACGCGAUUCGACUGCAUUGCGAAGCCAACGAGGAGCAGGGCGAAGAGAUUCACUACUAUGACUUUACUUCGUUGUACCCGUGGGUCAAUGCCAUAUGCGAGUACCCCGUGCGGCACCCCGACGCGAUCCUUACCGAGAAUUUCGAAGAAGAUCUUCACGCGUACAAGGGACUGAUGAAGCUACGUGUUUUACCGCCUCGCGACCUAUUCUUCCCCGUCCUCCCUGUCCGCGUCAACGACAAGUUGAUGUUCCCUCUGUGUCACCGGUGUGCCCAAGAGAAGGAGCAAGGCUCGUGCACGCAUUUGGACGAGGAGCGGGCGUUCACGGGAACGUGGGCCCACCCCGAGAUUUACAAAGCUCUAGAGAAAGACUAUCGCGUGAUCCGUGUGUGCGAGGUCUGGCAUUGGGAGCGCUGGGCACGGUUGUUUGAAGAGUACAUCAAGACCUUCUUGAAGUACAAACAAGAAGCGUCGGGCUGGCCCGCCUGGUGCACCACCGACGCCGACAAAAUGCAGUACGUCGACUAUUACGAACGCCACCAAGGCGUCCGUAUGGAUCCUAGCAAGAUCGAGAAGAACCCAGGCCUCCGCUCCGUGGAAAGAUGGGCCUGA
This is a messenger RNA of Nematostella vectensis (starlet sea anemone), 1560 nucleotides long. RefSeq lists its product as uncharacterized. The coding region runs from base 1 to 1560 and encodes 519 amino acids. Gene Ontology annotation, biological process: DNA replication. Lineage: Eukaryota; Metazoa; Cnidaria; Anthozoa; Actiniaria; Edwardsiidae. The transcript is spliced from 3 exons. The record is from RefSeq and is a predicted model, not a curated record. Gene Ontology annotation, molecular function: DNA binding; nucleotide binding; DNA-directed DNA polymerase activity.